Eimeria acervulina is the source of this 2205-nucleotide messenger RNA. Its product is annotated as zinc finger (CCCH type) protein, putative. Bases 1 to 2205 code for a protein of 734 amino acids. The record is from RefSeq and is a predicted model, not a curated record. The transcript is spliced from 3 exons. NCBI's taxonomy places the organism in Eukaryota, Apicomplexa, Conoidasida, Eucoccidiorida, Eimeriidae.
AUGUACUACUGCUGGAAGAGCCACGGUGAAAAAGAGAGGAGACAGUGCGCAAGACAUGUCUCUCUUGGGGUUGUACGGGGGUUAAACGUGCCUGUGAAUUACCCUGGAGUGAGUUUGGUGGAGUUGCUUCCAAACAAAAACGGCCGCAGAAGGAGACAGCGUCUCCCUUUAGCGAGUGCUUCAGGGGCUCUGGAGGGGGCUGGGGGAGGGACAGCAGGAGCAUCAGCAGCAGCGGCAUCCGCAGCAGCAGCAGCAGCAGCAGCAGCAGCAGCAGCAGGUGGGGGGAACAGCAGCAACCCAACACCUCCUGAUGAUGUCGGGCUGCUGCUGCAGCGCGUUGUGAGGCGCCUUGCAGAAAGGGGGCCGACUCCUGCUGCUGAGCAGGGCCCCACACCCUCGCUUGUGGGGCUAGAGGCUUUGUGGGGACCCGAAGGCAGCAGCAACAGCAGCAGCAGCAGCAGCAGCAGGGGGCCCCCCUUGGCUGCAGAGAACCUUGGGUUGCUGUACGGGGGGCUGCUGCACUUGGCAGAGGCGCAGCGAGAGCGAGCAGCAGCAACAGCAGUCUCUCAGGAGCCCCGGGGCGGCCUUAAGCGCAACAGCAGCAGCAGCAGCAAGCUGUCUCCUUCGCAGACAAAGAGAGAGAGAGAGACAGCAGAUAUUUUCUUGAGGCCGGGCCUCCUCGUCCCUACAGACAGCGCACUGGAGCAGAUACCUCUAAGGCGAUCCCUACAGGGUUUUGCCCCCACCAAGCAGCAGCAAGUGCAGCAGCAAGUGCAGCAGCAAGUGCUUCAGGGAGAGUGUGGGGAUGCCUGCUGGGGUCCAGUUGGGGGCUCUGCUGCUGCUGCAGCAGCAGCAGCUGCUGCUGCUGCUGCUUGCUGCGGAGACACCCCAUUCGUUCCCUUGGGGGCCCCUCUUUCUGCCUCCUGCAACGUAGAUUAUGAAGCGUUUCUGUCUACAGGAGGGGGCCCCCAAGAGGAAUUGUUUAGGGCAGCCGACGCAAGCAGAGAGAGACAGCCAGCAACAGGAGACAGACAGCUGGAAGACGAGAGACAGCUGGGGGGCCCCCUUGCUGCUGAUGCAUGCGUAGAGCAAGUGGGAGGGGCCCUCUGGGGAGCGAGUAGCGAUCUGUGGGGCCCCAGCUGCAUGCAGCAGGUACAGGGCAAAGGAGACGAAGAGACAGGAAGCCCUAAGGCCUCCUCCUGGGGUAACACAGGCAGCAGCAACCAAGGAAAUGCAGCAGCAGCUGCUGCAGCUGCAGCAGCAGCAGCUAUCAGCCUCUCCCUUAACUCUGGGCCUUCCCUCGUACCCACACCGGAACUACACAGCACUCCCUGGGAGAGAGUUGCUGCUCUUGGUGAGUGUGGCGUGAAGGGAAGCUUUUUGGAGGGUGAUAGCAGCAGCAGCAGCAGCAGCGGGGGCAGCAGCACGAGCAGCAGCAACAUCAGCAGCAGCAGGAACAGCAGACAUGGGCGCCGUGCAGAAGAAGAAGGGGGUAGUGUUGCUUCUACUUGUUUUUCUAUGGAUUUCACCUUGGGUAGCAGCACGAUCUCUUCUGCUGUUCCUGGGGACACAGAGCAGCAGCUGUCUCCUCCCGCUGCACAUGCCUUUGUGAGGUUUGCUGCAGACGACGAUGACCCACUAGCAGCAGCAGCAGCAAAGGGAGAAGGGGAAGACGAGGAGGUCUCCCCUGAUGGCGUUGGCGGGGGGCCGUGGAGAUCUGCAGCUGCAGCUGCAGCAGCAGCUGCUGCUGCUGCUGCUGCGGUGCAGUCUUGGCAGGAGGUGCGCAGCCCGGAGCGAGGUGACAGCGAGGGUCAGGAGACAGCCGCAGCAGCAGCUGCUGCAACUGAGGAGCGCUGGGAGGGAGAGGAAGAGAGCACGCUGCUACCUAUGCCUGAGCUGCAGGGGCUUGGCUACGGAGACAGCGGAGUAGAAGGAGACAGUGAAGAGAGUAAGCGGUGGGUCUCUUGUCUAAUGUCUCUCUUGAAACUCGUACAGGAUCAGGAGGGGCCAGGGAUAGAAGAAGCAGCUAACAGACGAACCGAAGAAGAGACAGAGAAGAGACAACCACCUGCAGAACAGCAGUCCCCUCUAGAGGUUAAAGAAGAGCAGCUGUCUCCUCAGCCUGAGGAGACAGAAACUCAAGGGUGUGCUUCAUCAUCAGCACAUCUACCUACGCGUGUAGGCCUUCAUUGGCUGGCUGUCUAG